This is a messenger RNA of Leguminivora glycinivorella, 1359 nucleotides long. RefSeq names its product UDP-glucosyltransferase 2-like. Gene Ontology annotation, molecular function: UDP-glycosyltransferase activity. The record is from RefSeq and is a predicted model, not a curated record. Bases 24 to 1310 code for a protein of 428 amino acids. The transcript is spliced from 3 exons. NCBI's taxonomy places the organism in Eukaryota, Metazoa, Arthropoda, Insecta, Lepidoptera, Tortricidae.
UGCCACCACGAGUAUUCGACAUCAUGGAUGAAUCGUUUGAGUCAUUCCAAAAUAUUAUGUACAAAUUUGGAUUUAUGAUGAACGAAUUUGUCUUUGAAUCCAAAGACGUGCAAGAGUUUAUGAAACAAGAUCACAAAAUAGAUGUCGUUGUUGCGGAAGUGUUCUUUAAUGAAGGACUUUACAUGUUUGCUCACAAAUACCAAGCUCCUCUAGUAUUGAUGACGACCGUUGGUAACUCACUUAAGGGAAAUUUCUACAUGAGCAAUCCUCUUCAGCUGUCAAUAUUGUAUCAUGAGUAUGGCAAACACAGUGAACCACUCAGUUUCUUUGGAAGACUGUACAAUUUGUACAUGUGCACGUAUGAUCUUGCCAUGCUCAAAUUUUGGUAUUUCCCUCGGCUACAAGAAUCUACCCUGCAGUACUUGAAGGAUUUGCCAGAACCAGUUCCCACAUUGGAAGAUAUAGCUUCUAACGCAGCCAUUUUACUUCUGAAUUCUCAUUAUAGUAUUGAUAAUGCAGCUGCAUAUUUACCAAAUAUAAUAGACGUUGGUGGACUACAUAUUAAAGAAACAAACGACACGUUACCAGCGGAUCUUCAAAAUAUCUUGGAUAAUGCUAAAAGCGGUGUUGUAUUUUUGAGUUUUGGUUCCAACGUACAAAUAAGUGAAAUGGAUACUGACAAGCUUCAAGCGUUCUUAAAAGUAUUUGGAGAAUUAAAACAAACAGUUCUUAUGAAAUGGGAAAAAGAACCCCUUCAAAAUAUACCUAAAAAUAUUAUCCUAAGGAAAUGGUUUCCACAAAAAGCACUUGUAGCUCACCCCAACGUUAAAUUAUUUAUCGGUCAUGGAGGCCUGCUAGGACUUCAAGAGACAAUAGCAGCCGGGGUACCCAUUCUGGGUGUACCAGUUUUCGGAGACCAGUAUCUAAAUAUUAUUGACACUAUUCAAAAAGGACACGGAGACAUUCUUAAUUAUAAAGAAAUCAAUGAAGAUAUUCUACGGAAGAAGAUCAACAAACUGCUAAAUGAUAAAUCAUACACGGAAACCGCUAAAAAAAUUGCCGCUAGGUUUAAGGAUAGACCUAUGAAGCCACUAGAUACAGCAGUGUGGUGGACUGAAUAUGUGAUCAGACACAAAGGUGCUGAGUUUAUGAAACCGCCAACGAUGAGUUACAUUGCAUAUCACAAUCUUGAUGUAUAUUUGUUUGUGAUUAGCGUAAUAGGAUUUGCCUUAUACACGAUAUUUAAAAUAAUUAUUGUUGUUAAAAACGUUCUUAAAAGUCAACAAACAAAGAAAUUAAAGAAGAAAUAGACUUUUUUUAAAAGUACCAGCUAGAAAUAAAAAGUAGGUAUACUAUUUA